Messenger RNA from Prionailurus viverrinus (fishing cat), 2348 nucleotides. It is a transcript of the gene OVOL1, whose product is annotated as ovo like transcriptional repressor 1. The record is from RefSeq and is a predicted model, not a curated record. Gene Ontology annotation, molecular function: DNA-binding transcription factor activity, RNA polymerase II-specific; RNA polymerase II cis-regulatory region sequence-specific DNA binding. Gene Ontology annotation, cellular component: nucleus. Bases 433 to 1236 code for a protein of 267 amino acids. The transcript is spliced from 4 exons. Lineage: Eukaryota; Metazoa; Chordata; Mammalia; Carnivora; Felidae. Gene Ontology annotation, biological process: regulation of transcription by RNA polymerase II; epidermal cell differentiation.
GCUCCCCGGGAUACUCCAAGCUAAUUAGCUCAGAUCAACCCCCCCCCCCACCCCGCCCCAGCCACCAACACACACCGCCGCGAGCCAAUAAAGCGUGAACCCGUCCGUCCGGCUCGCACUUUAAGACUUCCCGAGCGGCCGCGGGGGACGCCAGUCGAUCCGGGAGACGCUUACCUGCCGCUGUCCCCGCCGCCCGGUGCACCUGGCCGCGAGGGCCUCCGUUCGAGGGAGGGCGGCGACGGCCCCGCGGAGUUGGAAACCGGCGCGCGCCGUCCCGGGCACGGUCUCCCCGAGGAACGCCGGGGCACUUGGGCCACUCCUUCCCUGAAUUGCCCCCUCCCCUCCCCCGCCUCCGGCUCGGCCCGGGAAAGGUGGGACGGCUCCCGGCUCUGCUUACGGAAGCGGACGGUGCCGGGCGAGCAGGGUUCGAAAAUGCCCCGCGCGUUUCUGGUGAAGAAGCCGUGCGUCUCCACGUGCAAGAGGAACUGGAGCGAGCUCCCCGACGAGGAGCGCGGCGAGAUCUACGUGCCAGUCAGUCUGGGCUUCUGCCCACCACAGCCCUACCGGGAGCCAGAGCCGUCAGUGGCUGAACCCCCGUCUUGCCCCCUGGUUUUGGACAUGAGCCUUCGGGACUCCAGCUAUAGUGUGGCCCCUGGGCCCUGCGUGGUAGCCCAGCUGCCCUCUGAUGACAUGAGUCGUUUGGCAGACCCCCAGAGCAGAGACCACGGCUUCCUGCGCACCAAAAUGAAGGUGACCCUCGGGGACAGUGCCGGCGGUGACCUCUUCACCUGCCACAUCUGCCAGAAGGCCUUCACCUACCAGCGCAUGCUGAAUCGCCACAUGAAGUGUCACAAUGACGUCAAGAGGCACCUCUGCACCUACUGUGGGAAGGGCUUCAAUGACACAUUCGACCUGAAGAGACACGUCCGCACCCACACUGGCGUGAGGCCCUACAAAUGCAGCCUGUGUGACAAGGCCUUCACGCAGCGCUGCUCCCUGGAGUCUCAUCUCAAGAAGAUCCACGGCGUGCAGCAGAAGUACGCGUACAAGGAGCGGCGGGCCAAGCUGUACGUGUGUGAGGAGUGUGGCUGCACGUCCGAGAGCCAGGAGGGCCACGUCCUGCACCUGAAGGAGCACCACCCCGACAGCCCGCUGCUGCGCAAGACCUCCAAGAAGGUGGCCGUGGCCCUGCAGAGCACCGUCACCUCCCUGCUACAGAGCAACCACCACCUGUGAGCGGUGCCGCCCGGCCUGGGCCCCCCUCCCCGCUGCCGGGCCCGGUCCUCCCGCCGCCACCCCUUGCCGGACACGGCGAUGGGGACCACCGGAGCCCCCCAGCACACGUGCUCACUCAGGCGCCACAUCGAGUGAGCUCUGCUCGCGGCUGCAUCUCUGUCUUCCGGGCAGAGGCCGGGCCGAGCCUGGGCAGACACGUGUGAGUACGGGGCGGCCGUGAGGCCAAGGCUGCCUUCAGGUUGAAGGAGAGCACACCUAGAGACGGGACUUCCCUCCCAGAGGAGGCGCGGAGGAUCCCCUUUCUGCCCUCUGGAGGGCAGCGGCGGGGCCCGCCGGGCGAGGACCGCAGAGUAAAGAGCUCCCUGCACACCGAGGCGGUGGGGGAACUGGCAGCUGCCUGGGGGGGGGGGGGGGGGAUCUAACGCUCAGGGCCGCGGUGGGGGGCUCUGCCCUCCCCACACGGAGCCGCAAACCCGCGUGUGCACACAGGAGGCCUUUCCACAUAUCACCUCAUUUUUAGGAAAUCGACUACAAGGUGCCAAGGAAGUUUUAUUUCCUUUUUUUAAAGAUGACAAAUGUACAGAUAUUAAUAUAUUUUUGGUGCCGAUGGCGGCUGUUUUUAAGAGAGGAUGGAGCUGGCUUUUCUCCCUCCCCAUGCGGUUCUAUUUAUCCUGGACAUUUCACACCUCCUCUGUACCUUGGUUCUCCUGAGACGUUUAACCUGAGACUUUCCUCCGGCCCUGCCUGGGGAACGCGCUGCGCUCUGUUCUUCCCCUUGGGCUGGGGUAGCGCAUCACACUGGCUCUUCCCUUCCCCCGUGACCCUGCCUCCCUCCCACAUCCUUUCAAGGCAAGCCUGGGGGUUCCUGAGAGCCUGCUUGCCUCCUGAUAACAGACCUCCUUUUGUGGAACAAGAGUCACCAUGGCGAAGGCCGAGUUAGCCCAGCUGCGGCUCGAGGAGGAAGCCCGGCGGAAGCGAGGAGCCUUUGAUGCGCCGGGUCCACUGUCUGAGACACUGAGAAGACUAUGGGGCCAGGCUGCAAGGCCUGGCUUUUUCCUGGUUGAGUGAAAAACCCUAGGACGGCAGCAAAAAGAAAAAAGGGGGGGGGGGGG